This is a messenger RNA of Orbilia oligospora ATCC 24927, 3684 nucleotides long. RefSeq lists its product as uncharacterized. Lineage: Eukaryota; Fungi; Ascomycota; Orbiliomycetes; Orbiliales; Orbiliaceae. Gene Ontology annotation, molecular function: ATP hydrolysis activity; P-type calcium transporter activity; ATP binding. The transcript has 3 exons. The record is from RefSeq and is a predicted model, not a curated record. Bases 1 to 3684 code for a protein of 1227 amino acids. Gene Ontology annotation, cellular component: intracellular membrane-bounded organelle; membrane. Gene Ontology annotation, biological process: intracellular calcium ion homeostasis; calcium ion transmembrane transport.
AUGGCGCAACAGGUGCCGUCUUUGACGGUCAGCACCGACCAACAUCUUACAAUAGCACCCGUUGAUACUUCUCUGACUGGACGUUCGAGAAGUGAGAGUUUUGGAUCUCCUACCACUCCGACAAAUUCUUAUUUAACAGCGGGGCCCCAUCAUGUCCGACAUUAUAGUACCGCCUCGUCUAUUGGCGGAUCCACAUUACGACCUAGAUCAAGUUCCGUGGGCAUGUUCGACGGGGUCAGCCCGGAGGAAGCCCUAAAACCGGAUUUGGGAACAGAGGAUGAUUUCAAAAUCGAAAAUAAUCCGUUUGCAUUUACCCCGGGCCAUCUCAAUAAAAUGCUAAACCCGAAGUCGUUAUCUGCAUACCAGGCUAUGGGAGGUGUUUUUGGUAUCGCUAAGGGUCUAAAAACGGACUUAAAAACCGGUUUAAGCAUUGAUGAGACAACCAUCGAUACACCGAUAAGUUUUAACGAAGCUGUUACUAGCAGUGAAGAUGAACCCAAGAAAGGAACUCACAGCCAAGCGGUUCAUAUUCCUCACUCUGGCGAUAAUAGCCAUUAUGCCGAUAGACUUAGGGUUUUUAAGGAUAAUACAUUACCGGAGAAAAAAGCGACACCACUCUGGAGGCUUAUGUGGAAUGCCUACAAAGAUGAGAUCCUUUUACUUCUUACGGCAGCUGCGGUUAUUUCUUUAGCUCUUGGUCUUUAUGAAACUUUUCGUAAACACCCCGAGUCGGAGGAAGAAGAAGGUGGUGUUAGGGGUGCGGAUUGGAUAGAAGGUGUUGCUAUCAUCGUGGCUAUUGUCAUUGUCGUCUUAGUUGGGGCCAUCAACGAUUAUCAAAAGGAAAAGCAAUUCGUCAAGCUCAACAAGAAGAAGGACUCGAGAGAGAUCAAGGUUGUUCGGUCUGGUAAAUCAAUCUUGGUUUCUGUCUAUGAUCUUAUGGUCGGCGACAUUGUCCACAUCGAACCCGGUGAUCUCAUUCCAACCGACGGUAUCUUCGUUGAGGGCCAUAAUGUCAAGUGCGACGAAUCCAGCGCGACCGGUGAAUCUGAUAUGAUGAAGAAGACACCCGGCGAGGAAGUUUGGAGACAUCUUCGAAACGGAACUGCUACUGCCAAAAUGGAUCCCUUCGUUAUUUCUGGUGCUAAAGUGCUCGAGGGUGUUGGUACCUACAUGACUACCUCAGUUGGUGUUAACUCUAGCUUUGGCAAGAUCAUGAUGGCCCUCCGCACGGAAGCUGAAGCUACACCUCUCCAAGAGAAGCUUAAUCGUUUGGCUGGUAUGAUUGCCAAACUUGGUGGCUCGGCUGCUGGUCUUUUGUUCUUCGUCCUCUUGAUUAAGUUCCUUGUGCAGUUGCCUGGAAACCAUGAAUCCCCUGCUCAAAAGGCAUCGGUCUUCACGGACAUCCUCAUCACUGCCGUCACGAUCGUCGUCGUUGCUAUUCCUGAAGGUCUUCCACUCGCUGUGACGUUGGCUCUUGCCUUUGCCACAACUAGGAUGCUUAAGGACAACAACUUGGUUAGACUUUUGAAGUCUUGCGAAAUCAUGGGAAAUGCCACUGCUAUCUGCUCUGACAAGACCGGAACCUUAACCACCAACCAAAUGACGGUCGUCGCUGGUACCAUUGGAGUUGGCAAGGGCUUCGCUGCGACCGAAAAUCUUCAAGAGAAGCUUUCCCAUCGGUCGAUUACUGAUAUCGUCUCGACCUUUACCCCAGCAGUAAAAGAACUCUUGGUUAAGAGCAUUGCAAUCAACUCCACGGCAUUUGAGGGUGAAGAGAACGGUGUCAAGACAUUCAUUGGUAGCAAGACUGAGACUGCCCUUCUGAUAUUCGCUCGCGAUUUCCUUGGGAUGCAGCCAGUUGCCGAAGAACGGUCGAACGUCAAUAUCGUUCAGAUCUUCCCAUUUGAUUCUGGCCGCAAGUGUAUGGGUGUCGCUAUCAAGACCGCCUCUGGAUACCGCCUUUUAGUCAAGGGUGCUUCUGAGAUCAUGUUACGAUCCGCCUCUCACUACCUUGCUGAUGUUUCCUCCUCGAAUGAUGUCUCGACUAUCGCCUUCAGCGCUCAGGACAGAUCUACAGUUGAACAACUUAUCAACUCUUACGCCGAGAAGUCACUCCGUACGAUCGGUAUGCUCUACAAGGAUUUCCCCCAAUGGCCACCAGCAGAAGCAAAGUUCUCCGAGGAUGAUGCCUCUGCCGUUGAUUUUGGCUCCAUCCUUAACAACUGUGUCUUCAUCGGUUUGGUUGGUAUCCAAGAUCCUCUCCGCCCAGGUGUUGAAGUUGCUGUUGCUCAAUGUCAAAAAGCUGGCAUUACCGUCAGAAUGGUCACUGGUGAUAACGUGGUCACAGCCAAAGCCAUCGCCACCGAAUGCGGUAUCUACAGUGAGGGUGGCGUCGUUAUGGAAGGCCCCGAUUUCCGUCAACUCUCACAGCCAGAAAUGGACGCUAUUCUUCCUCGCCUUCAAGUCCUAGCUCGUUCUUCUCCAGAAGACAAGCGUAUCUUGGUUCGUAGACUGAGGGACCUCGGAGAAACUGUUGCAUGUACCGGAGACGGAACAAACGACGCUCCAGCUCUUCACGCUGCUGAUGUUGGUUUUGCUAUGGGUAUCGCUGGAACUGAGACCGCUAAGGAAGCUGCCGCUAUCAUUCUUAUGGAUGAUAACUUCUCAUCCAUCGUCAAGGCUACUAUGUGGGGUCGCGCUGUCAAUGACGCGGUUCAGAAGUUCCUCCAGUUCCAGCUUACUGUCAACAUCACCGCCGUCCUCCUUGCAUUCGUUUCUGCCGUAUCCAACGAUCAGAUGAAGCCAGUUCUCACCGCCGUUCAAUUGCUUUGGGUAAAUCUCAUCAUGGAUACUUUCGCUGCUCUUGCAUUGGCCACCGACCCUCCAACCCCAGAAAUCCUUGACCGAAAGCCAGCCGGCAAGAAGGCACCACUCAUCACUCUUCGUAUGUGGAAGAUGAUCAUUGGUCAAGCUAUCUUCCAACUUGUGGUUACCUUCACUCUUUACUUCGCUGGCGCUAGAAUCCUAGGCUACACUACCAAGGAGCAGAUGAACGAACUCAAUACUAUUGUCUUCAACACCUUCGUCUGGAUGCAAAUCUUCAACGAGUUCAAUAACCGUCGUCUCGAUAACAAGCUCAACAUCUUCGCUGGAAUCCACAGAAACUACUUCUUCAUUGGUAUCAACUGCAUCAUGAUUGGUGGCCAGGUCCUCAUCAUGUACGUUGGUGGCGCCGCCUUCUCGAUCACUCGUAUUAAUGGCACCCAAUGGGCAAUCUGUAUCGUCUGCGCGGCCGUCUCACUUCCAUGGGCUGUCCUCAUCAGACUCGUCCCAGACGAAGCUGUCCGUGCCGGUUGGGUCUUCUGUCUCCCAUUCGUCCGCUUCAUCGGUCGUAUCUGGGCUACCUUCGCUCGCUGGGUCCUUGAUCCUAUCGGAUGGGUCUUUAGGAACACUUGGAGAGCCGCAAAGAAGCCUUUCGGCCGCAGCAAGAGAAAGCAAUCCGAUGAAAGCGAGGAAGAAGAAAGAUAUCCCGCUUCUGAUGAGAAGGAUACCCCUACUCUUUCCACCCCAGCAGCUCCCAUGCCUGCCAUCGUUGUUGGUGACGACUCAAAUGACGUUACUCCCAUAAGCCCAUUCUCUAAGCCAGCCGACAUCGAGAAAGGAAUUCCUCCACCAAAAGCCUAA